This is a messenger RNA of Phragmites australis (common reed), 757 nucleotides long. Its product is annotated as small ribosomal subunit protein eS26-like. The transcript has 5 exons. Gene Ontology annotation, molecular function: structural constituent of ribosome; mRNA binding. Lineage: Eukaryota; Viridiplantae; Streptophyta; Magnoliopsida; Poales; Poaceae. Gene Ontology annotation, biological process: translation. The coding region runs from base 117 to 518 and encodes 133 amino acids. The record is from RefSeq and is a predicted model, not a curated record. Gene Ontology annotation, cellular component: ribosome; cytosolic small ribosomal subunit.
ACUACAAAAACCCUCGACCCGUCGCCUCCCCACCCCUACUCGCGCCGCCGUUGCAGCUCUCCGCGAACCCUAGCCUCCUCCCUCUCCUCCGCGGCGGCUUCGAGCUUCCCUCAGCCAUGACGUUCAAGCGGAGGAAUGGCGGGCGCAACAAGCACGGGCGCGGCCACGUCAAGUACAUCCGCUGCUCUAACUGCGCCAAGUGCUGCCCCAAGGACAAGGCUAUCAAGCGGUUCUUGGUGAGGAACAUUGUUGAGCAGGCUGCUGUGAGAGAUGUGCAAGAGGCUUGUGUGCAUGAUGGAUAUGUUCUUCCGAAGCUGUAUGCAAAGGUGCAUCACUGUGUCUCUUGUGCAAUCCAUGCUCACAUUGUACGAGUUCGCUCUCGGGAGAACAGGAGGAACCGUGAGCCUCCGCAGCGCUUCAGGCGCAGGGAUGAUGGCCCGAGGCCAGGACAAGGGGGCCCACCACGCCCAGGUGGUGGUGCACCUCCCGCAGCUGCUGCUGCCGCUCCUCGCACCUAAGUUCAGGAAUGUGUUUUCAGGACUUAGAUUUCGUCACCGAUGGGAUAAUAGACUAUUCUCUUUUGAGAAAGCAACGUUGCUGUAUCCAGUUGAUGUUAAAUUUUCUUUGGCACUAUUUGUGGUUUGGUCUAUAUUUUCACAAUCACCGUGUUAGUGUUUUGCCUGAAUACUUCUAUAAUGUGAUGUGGAACUGUUGGAUGCUGUCAGAUGCAAAUGCAUUUAGUAUCGUAUUUGCUGUU